GGAAGUCUCGGUCUUUUCUCGGUAACUCGCGAAUAUGCCCACCAAGAAGUCUAAGACCAGGAAGCUCCGGGGGCACGUCAGCCACGGACACGGCCGUGUAGGAAAACACAGGAAGCAUCCCGGAGGCCGUGGUAAUGCUGGUGGUAUGCAUCACCACAGGAUCAACUUUGACAAAUACCACCCUGGAUACUUUGGUAAAGUCGGUAUGAGACAUUACCACCUGAAGAGGAACACAAUCUUCUGCCCAACCAUCAACCUGGACAAGCUGUGGACAUUGGUCAGUGAGCAGACCAGGGUGAACUACGCUAAGAAGCCAGAUGGACCAGCUCCCAUCAUUGAUGUUGUUCGAGCUGGCUACUUCAAGGUGCUGGGCAAAGGCAAACUCCCCAAACAGCCCGUCAUUGUGAAGGCCAAGUUCUUCAGCAGGAAGGCAGAGGAGAAGAUCAAGGAAGUCGGAGGAGCUUGUGUGCUUACGGCAUGAGCACUACAUACCUCUGCUGCAAUAAAUAUUGUAAAAAAGGAA
This is a messenger RNA of Scleropages formosus (Asian bonytongue), 523 nucleotides long. RefSeq names its product 60S ribosomal protein L27a. The transcript has 5 exons. NCBI's taxonomy places the organism in Eukaryota, Metazoa, Chordata, Actinopteri, Osteoglossiformes, Osteoglossidae. Gene Ontology annotation, biological process: translation. The coding region runs from base 35 to 481 and encodes 148 amino acids. The record is from RefSeq and is a predicted model, not a curated record. Gene Ontology annotation, molecular function: structural constituent of ribosome. Gene Ontology annotation, cellular component: ribosome; cytosolic large ribosomal subunit.